Gamsiella multidivaricata is the source of this 2289-nucleotide messenger RNA. RefSeq lists its product as uncharacterized. The record is from RefSeq and is a predicted model, not a curated record. The transcript is spliced from 3 exons. Lineage: Eukaryota; Fungi; Mortierellomycota; Mortierellomycetes; Mortierellales; Mortierellaceae. Bases 260 to 2155 code for a protein of 631 amino acids. Gene Ontology annotation, molecular function: histone deacetylase activity.
CCCGAAGAGCUCCCAUACAAUUCCUACUUUGAGUACUAUGGACCGGAAUAUCGUUUGGAUGUACCAGCCAACAACAUGAAGAACGACAACACUCCGGAGGAUCUACUCAAUCUCAGGUUAGUAACAGUGUUCAGGCGCCGCUCUGCUCUGCUCUCCUCCCAUGCGAGCGCAUCUAUUGAUUAUAACUGUUUAAUUUGUAAUCGCUAGGGCGCAGAUCAUUGAAAAUCUUCGUCAUAUUCCAUGCGCACCGUCAGUCCAGAUGCAGGAAGUGCCGAGAGACUACACCUCAUCAGAUGAUGAAGAGGAAGACGAAGAAUAUGAUGUUAGGAAUUCUCGACGAAUUUUGGAUUCAAGGAUUGUGCCGGAUGAGGAACUCUCGGAUUCGGAUGACGAGGAUGGACGCCGCAAUGUGCACGACGCUAAUGGCUCGUCGUUGAUCGGUUCGCCAGCCCUGGGCUCAAGCAGCGCAUCAGGAAGAUUGAGUGGACGUAUCACCACCACUUCAGCAGCACACAAUUUUGCUAGCCCUUUGGGAGCCACCAAUGGGAGCAGUUCUGGCGGCGUUAGUAGCGUUGGCCGUAAGUUCGCAGUAGGAGCACCAUCGGAUGCAGUCCAUUCAAAAUCAAGCAAUGCUCAGGGUGAAUGGGGUCAGGCACCGGCGACAAAGUCCAGCAAAAGUGGCCAGGGCGCUGGCGGUGCUAAUGCCUCAGCAGCAGCACGCCGCGGUGGCCGUGCCGUCAUGACUACCCCAUCUCAGAAAGCAAACAGUAAGGAGUCACAGUCGUCUUCGCAGCAAUCGCAGAUUAUGUACACUACUCCGUCAUCAAAGGGUCGCGAGAUCCAUUCCAAGGAGUAUCAGCCUCGAGAGUCGCAUCACCGUGAGCCUCUCCAUCAUGGACAGCAACCCUCUCAGGCAGCGCAUCCUUCCCAACAAGCGUCUCACGGACAGAGUAUGCAGCCUUCUCUUUUGCAGCAGGGUCCGCCUUCGCUUCACCAUCUUUCGAGGGACCAACAGCAGAUGCAGAUGCAACACCAGCAGCGCGAGCACCAGAUGCAUAGGGAACACCAGCAACACCGCGAUAUGCAGAUGAUGCGUGAGCAGGAGCAGCGAGAACUCGAGCUGCGUGAACGAGAGCAUCAUCACCAGCUUCAGAUGCACCAGCAGCGGAGAGUCGGUGGCAGCUCAAGCUCCAGCCGCUCAGAGUACCACUCACAGUACCCACCAGAGGAGAUGAUGCGGUACGGGGGACCUCCACAGGGCAGUGGAAGCGGUCAUCCUAGCUACUCUCAGCAUCCAUCGGCCAUGCACUAUGGUCAGGGUCCCCCUCCACAGCCGUCGUCGCAGCUCCCACCCCCAAACCAACCACUGCCUCACGGCCACAUGCACAGCGGAAGUGGAUCACAUAGUGGACCCCAUUCACAUUCGCUUUCUCACCCACACUCAAUGCACCACCAUUCCCAGGUCCCACAUGGAUCACAUCCUCAGCAUGUACAGCAUUCGGGCCCUCCUCCACCCCAUCAUCAUAUACAGCCGCAUCACCCAUCUAUGCCACAGCACUCGCAUCAUCAUGGCCCACAGCCUCCAUCGUCCCAGCAAUCGUCAGGUCAUCAUUACUCUGGAAGUGCGGGAAGCGGCAGUGGCAGCCGAGGCAGCGGAACCGGCAUCAGUCAAGGAAGACCUGGAUCGAGCAGUGGACCUAUACCUGGGAUGCAUUCGUCUGGAUAUGGGGGACCUAGUGGAGGCUAUGGAGGGUAUAUGUCAGAUCGGCAUGAGGAAGGACCGAUGGUGCACAGGGAUCGUAAGGAUCAUUACAAGGAACCAUCGAACAUGGACCUGGAUGAUCCGCGAAUGAUGGACACGCGUGCCCCGCCACCAUCGCAUGGCGGACCUAUGCCCCCGAUGGGUCAUCAUUCGCAUCCUUCACAUGGAGGGUCGAUAGACUAUGGCAGGAUGAUGCCUGGAGGGCCUGCCCCGCCUCCUCCUCACUAUGGACAUCGUCGCGGAGGAAGUCAUGGUGGAAGCCAGGGUGACCUGCGAGGGGCUGUGAUGGGAAGUGAACCACCAGGAUCUGGACCUUAUGGCGGCUGGGACCGAGAGAGGAUAGAACGGGAACGAGAGCGACACCAUGGCUACAGAGGACCCAAUGCACCUUAGCUUGCUUUGAUAUCUAUUUCGUUUUUGUUUUUGCCUCGAAUGGUCUGUUAUCUCUUCUCCCAUGCUUACGUCUAGUUGCUAAAAGCGAUUAAUCAAUAAAUAAAUAAAAAAAGAAAGGACAUACAGCAGGGAUG